AAAACCCUUGCUGAAAAACCGCGUACAAUUUCGCGCUCCUCUCUCAAAAUUUUAACUUGCUCUGCAUAUAUACUCCGCAAGACGAGAAAGUUUGUUUCUGUUUCGUAGGGAGAGAGACAUGGAGAUUAACAUGGACGAACCUCUGGAUUUUGAAUCUGAAGACACACUUCUCAGUGCUCCUGUUAUCAAUCAGAAAAGGAUGAAAGUUAUUGGCUUGGAUGAUCUUUUGACUGAUUACUAUAAGGAGAAAAGCAAAGUGGUUGAGAGAGAGGCUAAACGAGCAAAAGCCUCCAAGAAGAACUACAAUUCUGAUGAAGAUGACCGUUGCAAGGAAGCUUUACUAUCAAGAAAAAUUAAUGAAUGCCACAAUCAGAUGAGAGAUAUGGGUGGUGAAGAGGAGAUCUCUAUAUGGGGUGUACAGGUUUUUGGAAAUCAGAAAACCCCACCGCCUAUUUCUUUUCCUGAGCUUGGGAGUUGCUCAUUUUUGCAGUCUUUCACGAGCAAUAAACUCAACACUUUGGUUGAACUCAACCCAGAAAAUGGGGAAACAUUUCUAGAAGGAUUAUUGGUAAAUGGAUGGCUCUCAAAAUUGAUUUCCAGACAUGGUCAUGUAGAAAAAUCGAUAGCUAAAUGGACUUUUUAUUUGAUGUUAUAUUCAUCAAAGGAAAAGUUAAGGACGUCUGCAUGUGACUUCUGGUGCAUCAUUCUUUCAUCUGAGAAAAAGGCUGAGAAGCUGCCAAUUAGAAUUGAAUGGUUCCCCAGCUACUCAGAUUUCAAAAGAGCUCUGGAAACAUAUGGAUUUCUGUUCGAUUUUUCAUCGCCUGCAAAAGCAAAUACUGAUUCUAUUGAUAGAGGACUGCCUAUAAAUAUUAGACGAUGGCUUAAAUUUACUUCUGUUUGCUGUCUUGUAAGGAGCAAGGUACCUAUUUUUUCACCCUCAGAAGCUGAAGAGUUGGUCCAGUAUGCUAUUUGUCUAUCUUUAGACCGCCAGCUUCAAGGUUUGCUGAUGCUUUUGUGUGAAUGCAUGCAAUCAGCUAUCAGCUACUUCACAGAUGAGGAAUGGAGUGCCAGCUGUGAAAAAAUCGCAAGAGAGGUAGCUUGCAGAGUUCCCAGGGAUUUGAAUUGCCUGCGUGCAGUGGAAUGCAUUUCUGGAGUUGGUACUCGUAAUAAUGACCUCAGAAGUGCAGUUUCUUAUCAGAUUCUACUUGUUUGUUUUAAUAAUAAGGCAACUAAUGAAGAAGAGAUCCUGAAAUUGCUCAUGUCAAUUAAUGUGAAAGACAAAAAUUGUGAUUUUUUCAAGAUUUACAUUUACCUGGUUUUGACAGAAAAUUGGCUCUUGUCCAAUCCCAUUUUGGAAUAUAAGCCUGUGAUCUAUGAAAUGUGGGGUCUUUAUCUGCGAAAUUGUUCUUGCCUAAUCAGCAGCACGAAUUCGAAGCCUUAUGCAUCGAAGGUCCGGACCAAAGCUUCAUAUCUCCUACAUAGCUCCGCCAAUAAAGUAGUUUUAUGAGGGAAAAUGGGUCCAAAUGAAUUUGACGGAUGGUGAAGCUAGAAGAUAGCAACCUUUAUUUAGCUGUACAUAUCCUAUUCUGAAGCCAUCUUGUUUGCCCUGGCCUAGAAUGUGAAAUUUAAGGCUAACAUCAAAGAUUAUGCUUAUUUUGAGACCUAUAGUUGCCAAUGUAUUUUUAGUAUCCCACAGAAUGCAUGUUCCCCUGUACCGGGUGAUAUUCAUGUUUUUUGUUGUUUACUAUUGUUGCCCAUGUAUAGUGCUUUUGUACUGCGAUUCAGAGCUAUAAGUGAAUACAAGGAUUGGUUGCUUCUGAAACUAAUCUAGCAUUAUGUAUAGACGUUUAAUUUGACCAACAUAAAAAUGUCAUUUUGUAAUGUAAAACAGCUUUUAAUGGUCA
Messenger RNA from Jatropha curcas, 1904 nucleotides. Its product is annotated as actin protein 2/3 complex subunit-like protein. NCBI's taxonomy places the organism in Eukaryota, Viridiplantae, Streptophyta, Magnoliopsida, Malpighiales, Euphorbiaceae. The record is from RefSeq and is a predicted model, not a curated record.